UGCAUCAACCUGUACUCUGCAACAACAUCCCUAGGCGCUCACUCGCCCUAAGUACUUUUGGCCUUCCCAUGUCGCGCUUGAACAUAUAACAAGAACAGGCAAGCGUGCGCCCAUCCAAGAAUGUCAUACUUGGCAGAGCAACUCAAAGAGAAAGGCAAUGUUGCCUUCCGGAAUGGGGAGUACCACGAGGCCGAGGACUUUUACACACAAGCAGUCCAGAAGUACUCGCGGAAUCCGUUAAUCUUCACGAAUCGCGCCAAUGUCCGCCUGAAGCUACAGAAAUGGGAUGAUGUGGUAAACGAUUGUCUCAAAUCAAUAGAAAUCACUGGACCGAAUGGGCAGAACCACAAGGCAUGGUACUUCUUGGCGCAAGCGCAACUGGCGAUGCAUCAUCCUCAUGAAGCACUUUCCUCAGCACUGAAAGCCUACGAGCAAGUCUUACAUCCAGCGCCCGCAGCGAAAAUUAGCCCGCAAGAUCUCCAAACUUUCUCAAAUUUCGUCCUCAGAUGCAAAAAAGAAAAGUUCCGAGCUCGGGAUCGAGAACGACUGAAGCGACAAGGCGAGCUUCGAGCCGAACUGGAAGAAACGCUCGAAAGGCAACGACAGCAGGAGACUGAUGAGAUCGCCGCACAGCUGCAUCGUGGCGAACUUGGUCAAGUUGAAGCUUCGGAACGAAGUGAAGAAAUCCGGAAGCUCUACGAGGAUAAGAGUAAUACCUUACGCACAGUCUUCGAAAUUGCCGAUCCACAGAACAACAAACCGCGUGAGAUUCCCGAUCAUUUGAUCGAUAUGAUUACCUUUGAACCUAUGCAUGACCCGGUCAUGACGAAAAAUGGGCAUUCGUAUGAGCGAGCGACGAUACUGGAGCAUUUGAAACGCACGCCUACGGAUCCUUUGACGAGAGACCCUCUCAAAAAGGAAGACCUACGACCGAACUUUGGCCUCAAAGCCGCCUGUGAUGAAUUCUGGGACAGUGGAGCGCGAGAAUGGAUUACGGACUGGUGACUAUGCCACAAAGCGGAGUUUGACAACCAAGGAGUCCUUCGCCAUACUUUCGAUGUAGAUAUGUCGCCAAAGACUGCUCAUACGACAGAAGCUGCCUCGCCAGGAGCGGAACGUGCAGGAAAGCGAGAGCGGUUGAAGAAGUGGGCGCAGCGGACUUUCGCCCCUCGCGAUUCUGAUGUGCAGAU
Cercospora beticola is the source of this 1190-nucleotide messenger RNA. It is a transcript of the gene TAH1, whose product is annotated as Tah1p. Gene Ontology annotation, cellular component: cytoplasm. Gene Ontology annotation, biological process: protein quality control for misfolded or incompletely synthesized proteins; protein polyubiquitination; positive regulation of proteolysis. The record is from RefSeq and is a predicted model, not a curated record. Gene Ontology annotation, molecular function: ubiquitin protein ligase activity; protein-folding chaperone binding. Lineage: Eukaryota; Fungi; Ascomycota; Dothideomycetes; Mycosphaerellales; Mycosphaerellaceae.